Didymodactylos carnosus is the source of this 1132-nucleotide messenger RNA. The record is from the annotation of a GenBank genome assembly. NCBI's taxonomy places the organism in Eukaryota, Metazoa, Rotifera, Eurotatoria, Philodinida, Philodinidae.
AAUCUGAUAUGACGAAGUAUUUAUAUAAAAUGAGGUGAAUUGAGUGUUUAAUAGUUGUGACUCAACUCGUUCAUUUUUCUUGUUCGAACUACAUUAAAACUAUUGACUAACUAUUGAAUUUUAUUCGUUCAAUCAUCUUUAUUUCUGUAUUUAUCUAAUCAAUUGUAGUCUGACAAUUACUCUUUAUUGGUUCCUCAAUUGUCUCGAUCAUUGUCAUCAACCACUACGUUAAAUUCAGUGAGUAUACUCAUUAGUUUAUUAGAAAAAGUUAGUUAUUUAACUAAAACAACAAAAUACAAUCAAAUAUUACUGAAAAAAUUACAAUUUGACAAAUAUUUAUUUAAUAUAUUGUUAAUUAUUGGUCGACGAUCUACAUUUCAUUCAAAAGAUCUAUUAAUUCAAUUGAUAAUUACUAUUUUACAAAAUAUUUGGACAAAUUCAAUUAAUGCAAAUCAAUUAGAACAAUGUUUUAAAUUAUUUCUCACACAUCGUUCUCUAAUACAACCAAUAUUAAGAUUAUUUAAACAUUUAAUAACAUAUACCGAUUCAAAUCAACCAAGAGCAUAUAGUCCACAACCGAUGACAUCAGCCAUAGGUACUGGUCCCGGUAAUUCAUUUCGUUUAACAUUCACUGAUUUAACAUCUCUACUUACUCAAUCUCAUCAAACAACAGAUGUUACAUUAAAUUCUCGUGAAUCAGCUAUGAUAACGGAAUCAUUAAAAUCAACACAAAUUCAAUUUCCAUUAACAAUUAGUUUAUGGUUAAAAGUUAAUUUUCCAUUUAUACAACAAUUAAAUCAACAAAAACAUAAUCAUAAUGAAACAGAACAUGGUCAAUUUGAUAAUUCAUUAAAAAAAUCACCUUCUCAAAAUUCAAUUACUGAUGAAUUUAAUAUAAAAAAUAAUGAACAAUCAUUACUCUUACAUAUUCUUACAUUACAUAAUGAACAAUAUCAAUUUCAAUUUUGGUUAGAUUCUAUACCAAGUAUUCGACUAUAUAUUGUACAACAACAAGAACAGAAUAAAAAACAGACAAGUACGUAUAUCUUUCAUACUAGAGUUUAUUGGCAAAAAUAUUAAAAAAUUUGGGCAUUGCUAAAAGACGCGAACACCCACGAACACCCCCAAAUUA